Messenger RNA from Thermothielavioides terrestris NRRL 8126, 1390 nucleotides. RefSeq lists its product as uncharacterized. The transcript has a single exon. The record is from RefSeq and is a predicted model, not a curated record. NCBI's taxonomy places the organism in Eukaryota, Fungi, Ascomycota, Sordariomycetes, Sordariales, Chaetomiaceae. The coding region runs from base 144 to 1346 and encodes 400 amino acids.
CUUCAGAAUCUUGGGUCGAGGUAGCCUCUCAGCCGUCCUCGUCAUCCUUGUCCUCCAUCGAAGACGAUAUCGUGACGACGGGGCUCAGAGUCGGCAGCAACUCGUAUCCACCCAGGCGGAGACGUCCGCAUCAACAAGCCCCCAUGCCUGCGUCGUUCAUCGUCGGUCACCCAGCAACACAAGGGGGUGCGACGAGCAGCCAGGAGGAGUACGACGAGACGGAGAGCGAGGAGGACCGCGUUCUUACCAGCUCAACCGAAGCGAUACACCCGUCUGCGAGCCUAGCCCGCCAACGGUCCGCCGAGCGGGCCGUGCUGGACACAGACUCCGACGAGAGCGACGGCGAUGAAAACGCAACAGCUCUCGGCCGUCCGUCCAACGCCCCGGUAUUCAGGCCCCAGCCGAACGCCUUCUCUAACCCGCCCUCGCAUCUAACGCACCGUCACUCGACCGGCUCAGCGCCGUACAGCCACCACCCGUCACACGCCGCCCGCCCGCACGCCCGCUCCCACCGAGGUCAUCCAAAUUACAUGUCUCCUUCUUACCAAGCUGAUAACGACGCCGCUCUUCGCACCUCCCUGACCACCCUCCUCUCCUGCGCCGCCGCAGCCCGAGGCUUGCCCAAGCAAGACGAGAAGCGCAAUGCCCCCGGCGCGGGCGCCGGCGUUGUGCCAAGCUCGCAGCCAAUGGAGCUUCGCCUAGUCCCGGAAUCAGAGCUCAUGGCCGAUGUGCCACCACCAGCAUCGGGACCCUCAUCUGGCGUGCCGCCCAAGGCCCCUCAAACAGCAAAAACAACAACUACAUCAAGGACAGCAUCCAACUCGUCAGCGCCGAGCGCACCCUCGUCCAACUCCGGCCGCGAACAACCCGACCAGGAGAAGACCAAGCGCGCAGCAACAACGCAGAGCAAGCCGACACGAGCCACAAAAAAGAAACGCACCACCAUCCCUCCCACAACCCUCCUCGGCGGCGGCGCCGCCGCCGAACCCGCCUCCCCGGAAACAGACACCGCAUUCCCGUUUUUCAUGAUAAGCCCCACCCUCCUCACCUGGGUCGUCAGCGCCGGCGUGGUCGUGCUCGUCUCCGUCGUCGGCUUCGGCGCCGGCUACGUCAUCGGCCGCGAGGUCGGCCGGCAGGAGGGUGGCGCGGCCACCGCAGCCAACGCGUGGGGCGGCGGCGCCGCCGCCGCCAACGCGUCGUCCGGCUGCGGGAGCGAAGUGCUGCGGGCUGGCGCUUCUUCUUCUACCGCAGCGUCUGCUGCUGCUGCUGCUGGGGCCGUGGCGGGCGGGACCGGCACGCUGAGGCGGAUCCGCUGGGGCGGCGUCGGGAAGAGCGUUACGGCUUGAGAGCUUGAGAACAGGGAAGGGGAAAUGAAAUACCACCCGUCAAU